GAACACCAACAUUAAAAAGUUUGUUUUUUAUAUUUAAUUUUUUGAUUACGGCAACAUUGUAUCGAAUUUUUUCUCUCUUGUUCGUUCUCCCUCCAAUAAACGGUCACGUUUCUCCGUAGCUCCUGGAUUUUUAUUUUUACCAGCCUAAAUCUACAGUCCGCUAUAAUUCACAGUUUACAUUUUUAUUCAUGGUCCUUUCUCGAUCAGUAAAUAUCCGCGAGUUAAUUGUAGGAGUGGUGUGCAGUAUACAAUUUCAAAUCCACGUCGCGUGCCUAUGAACGACGGCGCGGGAAGACGCCAUCACAGCCACCGGAGUGACGGCAGUGUUCAACAAUCAAUAUUGUUGAUCAAUUUGCGGAAGGAGCGAGCAAGGGCAGCUUACAGGCAAGCUUGUUGCCAUACAACAGGCAAGCAGGAAGUUUUUUCCAUACCUACAUUGCAAAUUUUACUUUGUAUUUGCCACAAUUUUAUUUGGCGGCAAUUCCACGUUCAAUUCAUAUCCUGUGCGACGACACGUUCGCCUCAUUGAUUGGUGCGAUCAAGUUGCCAACUUUCGACACGACAAGCAAUUGGCGCUGUUGUACCGGCGUGCACGCGUGUCAUUGGUCCGAUGCGCCGUGCCAAACACGACGAGUCUACGACAACAGUGAACAACGCCCGCCAUUUUGUGUCAUCAGCAAGUCAAAGCUUUGAUAUUGUGUUUACAUUUCGAAAAUAAAUAAAAUUUGUUCCGCUUUUGUGAUUUAGAUCAGUGCAAAUUUACUACUUACGUGCAAAAAAGUGUUUUCACCGUCUCAACCUCGUCUCAACUAAAAAACAACCAUGCCAAAAGAUAACUUCGAGCCCGCGGUUGCCGAGACCUAUGACUUGGCUACUCUUCGACGUAAACGCGCGGCUGUUAAGGGUGUGAUCACUAAAAUGCAUAACGCCCUAACUGAUCCAAGUACUUCUGAAUUAUUGGAUGAACAUGCCUUGCGCGUCAGGGAGGAACGCCUGCGAGCUUCAUUUUCUAAGUGGGAGGAUUUAUGCCUCGAGAUUAUUGCGAGGGACCCCGAUGACCCUGAGGAUGAAGUUGAAAAGAAGCGAGCUUUAGCGCUUGAGAAUGUGGAACGAGAUAAAGUGUCAUCGGCUCCAAAAGCUGUCCACAUAGCUACUGUGAAGAAGUUACAGCCUGCCAGCACUGAAAAGAAGAGCUGUUUACUUUGUGUUGCUGCCGCCUGAGUCACAAUACAACCAUGCAGGGCAUGCGGCUUCAUCUCCAUUACUUAAUACAAAAUUUGGUCAUGUAGUUGCAGGUAGCAUACACUUAGACAAUAUUAAUUUAAGACACACACAAGCGGUUAAUUCCUUAUUUUGUGAAGCAUGUACUUCUAGUUUAAAUCAAACACUAUCGGAAUUUUGGCAAUGUGAAAAGGUUCCUGAAACAUUUACAGAAACACAUUCUGAACAUGAAUUGUGUGAAAAAAUAUUUUUAGAAAAUAUUCAGCUUGACAGACAAAACAAUAAAUUGCAAGUUGUUUUGCCUUUAAAACAGCCUUUAGAUUCUAUUAAUCAAUCUUUAGGAGAUUCAUUACAUUUGGCUUUGAAAAGAUUUUAUAAUUUAGAAGUUAGACUUGGUAAAGACCCUAGUCUUUAUAAACUAUAUUCAGAUUUUAUUAAUGAAUAUUUAAAACAAGGUCAUGGUACGGUCAUUGAUAUCAGUCAAUACAAUUUAACAACUGAUCCAGUGUACUUCUUACCGCACCAUCCUGUUAUUAAUUUACAAAAGAAAACGACAAAAUGUCGAGUUGUUAUGGAUGGUUCUAUGAAAACCAGUAAUAAGACUUCUUUAAACAAUUUAUUGCUUAAUGGACCUGUAGUACAAAAGGAACUUGUUGAUGUUUUGUUACUAUUCAGAAUAGAUUUUUAUUUCUUCAUAACAGACAUAAAGAACAUGUUUCGCAACAUAUUGUUACAUCCAAAAUACAGGUCUUUGCAAAAUAUUCUAUGGAGAGAUAAUCCCAAUGAUAGUGUUCAAUGCAUUCAACUAAACACUGUCACAUAUGGGUUGAAAAGUUCAUCUUACUUAGCAACUAGGUGUUUAAAAUGGUUAGCUGAGCUAUACAAGGAUGACUUCCCAUUGGCUGCAUUCAUAAUUAAUAAUUGCACAUAUGUCGAUGACAUUCUAUUUUCUAAUUGUUCCUCUGAUAACUUGAUAGAGGCCCGAGAGCAACUAUGUAAAUUGUUGAGUCUAGGCAGUUUUCAGUUACAUAAGUGGGUGUCUAACUCAAAAGAAUUAUUACAGGACAUCCCACAAGAUAGACAACAUUUUGAUGAGAUAGAUUUACAAGCAAACAACCAUUCAUUAAAGACUUUAGGCAUGUGUUACAAUACUCAGUCAGAUUCUUUUAUAGUGUCAAGUCCUAAAGCUACGGGUAAUAUGCCCCAGUCUAAACGUGAGAUUCUUAGUUUUAUUAGCCAGUUUUUUGAUCCCUUAGGCCUUGCUGGGCCCAUUGUGGUAGGUGCUAAAGUGAUUAUGCAACGUCUGUGGAAGGCUAAAUUAGACUGGGAUUCGUUACCUGAUAAGGAGUUGCUACAAGCAUGGCAUGAGUUUUACACUAGCUUAAUUUCUAUGAAACCAUUAAUCAUAGAGCGUUACAUAAGUUUGCAUAAUAUUAGCUUUGCCGAAAUUAUUGGGUUUGCCGAUGCUUCCAGCAUCACUGCUUAUGGCUGUUGUGUAUAUUUAAGAUGUGUUGAUGAGGCAGCUAAUGUUAAGAUUUCCUUGUUAUGCUCGAAAUCUCGUAUAAAUCCUACUUCACAAAGUUUAUCUAUACCAAGACUGGAGCUUAACGCUGCCUUGCUGCUCGCUAAGUUAGUGAGCAGAAUCCAUGAAACAAUAUCAGUAAAAAUAAAAAUACAAAAUGUGUUCCUUUAUUCAGAUUCACAAAUUGUUUUAGCUUGGCUUAAAACUAACAUAAAUACAUUAAAAGCGUAUGUAGCAAAUCGUGUUAAAGCUAUUAUGCAACUUACACAAACACACACUUGGUCAUAUGUUAGCUCGCAGGAGAAUCCAGCUGAUUGUCUUAGCAGAGGUGUGACACCUCACGAGCUAGCUGAUCACCCCCUCUGGUGGAGGGGACCAAAAUUUUUACAUUCAAGUGAGUAUAAACCAAAUUUUAAUUUUUCAAUACCACAAGAAUUACCUGAGGUCAAGGACUCUUCCGCAUGCUUGAGCGCUAUGGUUUGUGUUUCUACUUCUAUUGUUUCUAAAACAUUAUGUCUGGAUUUUCUAGAUAAAUUUUCGGAUAUUAAUAAGAUGCAAAGAGUGAUAGCUUAUGUCCUACGCUUCUGUCAAAAUGCAAGGUCCAAGGGUAUUAAAAAUAAGCUUAAUUAUGUAACCAGUCAGGAACUUAACAAUUCUUUGUUAAUUAUUUUAAUGUAUGAACAACAAAAGUUUCUGAAGGAUGAUAUCCAUGCUUUAAGGUGUGGUAAGGCCAUUGUUAAAGGCAAUUUAAAAUCUCUUUGUCCUUUUAUUGAUGACAGUGGUUUGCUGCGGGUUGGAGGGCGCUUGCAUAAUGCUGAUAUACCAUAUUCGCAGAAGCAUCCAAUUAUUUUGCCGCGAGAUUCGCGCGUCACUAACCUAAUAAUUCAUAGCGAGCACUUGAGGAACCUCCAUGCAGGCCCUAAGUUGACUCUGUCAUCACUAAGGCAAAGAUUCUGGAUAAUACAUGGUCUUAGAGAAGUUAAGAAAGUUUUGUACAGGUGUACCAUUUGUUUUAGAUUAAAAGCAGAAGCUUCUAAGCAAUUAAUGGGCUCUUUGCCGCCUGAUAGGGUGAAAGCAUGUCGCGCCUUUCAAAAAGUCGGUUUGGAUUAUACUGGUGCAAUAUCAUUGAAAAUUGCUAGAGUAAGAAAGCCAAUAAUCACAAAGGGUUAUGUUUGCGUGUUUGUAUGCUUUGUAACCAAAGCAAUGCACUUAGAGCUUGCUUCAGACUUAAAAACAGAGACUUUCAUUGCAUGUUUAAACAGGUUUAUUGCCAGAAGAGGGCUGCCUACUGCCAUAUACAGCGACAAUGCUUCAACCUUCAGGUGUGCAGGGAAGCAGUUAGAUGAUAUGUACAAAUUACAUAAUUCUACAGAACAUCAAAGAUUAAUUUCUCAAUUUGCAGCUCAAAAGAGAAUUGAAUUUCAUUACUUACCUUGUUAUUCCCCAACGUUUGCCGGUUUAGCCGAAAGCGGUGUGAAAAGUUGUAAGAAUUUGUUAAAAAGAGUGUUAUUAAAGUCAAUUUUAACCUAUGAAGAAUUGUAUACAGUUUUAUGCCAAAUUGAGGCUAUCUUAAAUAGUAGGCCUCUAAUGCCACUAUCUAAUGAUGUAACUGACUUUUCCUGCAUUACUCCAGGGCAUUUUUUGAUAGGUACAGCUUUAAAUACAUACCCAGAUGCAAAUGUUACUAUGAUUACUAGAUCUCAAUUUUGGAAAAUAUGUAAUGAGAUGAAAUUAGAAUUCUGGAAAAGAUGGAGUAAGCAUUAUUUGAAUUUUUUACAAUGUCGUCCAAAGUGGCUGACCUCUCAACCAAAUGUAAAAAUAGGUUCGCUUGUAAUACUUAAGGAUGAUAAUUUAUCACCAAUGUACUGGCCCUUAGCCAGAGUAAUUAAUACCUAUCCUGGUGAUGAUGGUAGGGUUCGUGUGGUUGAAGUAAAAACUUCAAACGGCCACAUACAUAGAAGAGCUGUAGUGAAAAUAUGUGUACUACCGCUUGAUAGUGAUGAUGGUAGCAGCUGUGCCUAGAGGUGUUCCUUACCAAUCCCAAGAUAUGUGUUUACUAUCGUAGGGCUAGGCACAGCACCAGCCUUUAUGUACAAUUUUGUAUAAGUAUUAAUAGUAAAUAACUCUUUUCUUAUUUUAGUAGAAUAAGCUACAGGUAAUAGUGUUUUAUAUAGCAAACAUAACAAUGUAAGUUUCUCAACAAAAAAAUGUUUGCAUAUUUUUUAAGACAUUUAAUGUUUUCAAUAUGUUAUGUCAAUACCGUUCCUAUUUAUUUAGAUAUCAGUUAAGUGUCUGAUUAAAACCUGUACUCAAUAAUUUGGUUAAAUUUACAAUUCAUAGUGUAUGCGUACAUACUACUUACAGAAAGUUAAAUUUUAUUCUAUGUACUAAGGUUUAAUGUCAUUCUAUAAAGUGUAAUAUUUAUAGUUUGAAAAUAUUCUCAUUGUAUCUUUUGUUUGCCCCGGCAAUAUGUUGGAACACCAACAUUAAAAAGUUUGUUUUUUAUAUUUAAUUUUUUGAUUACGGCAACAUUGUAUCGAAUUUUUUCUCUCUUGUUCGUUCUCCCUCCAAUAAACGGUCACGUUUCUCCGUA
Molecule: messenger RNA, 5336 nt
Organism: Plodia interpunctella (Indianmeal moth)
Lineage: Eukaryota; Metazoa; Arthropoda; Insecta; Lepidoptera; Pyralidae
Exons: 3
Coding region: 823-1221 (132 amino acids)
Source: RefSeq, a predicted model, not a curated record